Paramormyrops kingsleyae is the source of this 1920-nucleotide messenger RNA. Its product is annotated as R-spondin-3-like. The record is from RefSeq and is a predicted model, not a curated record. Lineage: Eukaryota; Metazoa; Chordata; Actinopteri; Osteoglossiformes; Mormyridae.
UCGAGUUAACCACCAACUGAGACGCUUAACAGGAUGCUGCCAGACGGUCAUGACCCAAAAAAUAAAAACAAACUAUAUAUGCAGAUUUAGCUUCAGACAAAUUGUAUUUACCAACAAAAUUGUGACACCGAAUUAUUCCGUUAAUACUAGGUAAUGCCGUAAUGACCUGCAUAUUUUUUUAAAAAGAGUGGAUCGGUGAAGCUUUUUUAUAACUAUAUAGAUAUGCUCUGGUUUUCAAGGCUUGUCUGAAUACAGAUCAAGGAAUUUAAACAGGUUUGGACAUUUUUAUCCCGUUAAAAAAACUUUUAAGUCUGCGGUGGUGUCGUUUUUUAUCUUUUAUACGAUUUUCCUGGAUGACAAAUGGAAAAGUCACGGGCGCUUGUGGAAAUCUGCCAGAAAUAUUCGUACUGCAAAGGAUGCUGUUGCUUCAGUAACCAUAAUACAAAUUCGUUUUGUUAAACGGUGCAACAAUAAUUAUAAUUAAAAAAAAAACAAAAAUAACUAACUUCAUCCAACCUUUGUUGGAGGACAUUGGUAUUUACGGACAGCACAAUUUCCGGAUUACUAUGCAAUUACACUUGUUCCCGAUUAUUUUGAUUUUGCACAUAACGGAAUAUACCGAUUUCCUGCAACGCGUCGUUGCACAGCUGCGGGACCAUCCAGGGACUCCUGAGGAAUUCUGUGGGGAAUUGGAGAGGGACCGCGGCUGCCUGACAUGUUCACGCACCAAUGGCUGCCUGACAUGCAAGCCCCGGUACUUUUUCCUCCUGGUGCGCCAUGACAUGAGGCAGACGGGCCUGUGUCUGCUCUCUUGCCCCAACGGAUACUAUCACACCCGCUCUCGAGACGUCAACAAGUGCAUGAAGUGCCACCUGGACUGCGACUGCAACUUCACAGGCACCUUCUGCACACGGUGCAGGGAAGGGCAAUAUCUGCACCGAGGGAAGUGCCACAGGGGCUGCCCAGAAGGGCUGGUGCCAGACAGCACGUUGUGGGAGUGCAUCCCUGCUAAAGUGUACUGUGAAGUGAAUGAGUGGAGCACCUGGAGCGCAUGUUCUCACAGAGGAAGUACGUGUGGAUUCAGGGCAGGUGAACAGACGAGGGUUCGACGCAUCCUUCAGCUACCAUCCAACGGCGGAAAUCCCUGUUCUGUCACCUAUGAGACCAGAGAGUGUUUCAUCAGGAGGAAGAAAUGUCCAGGGAGACUGCACAGAGAAAAACAGAGGGGCAGGAAGAGAAAGUGGGAAGGUGAAAAUAUGCGACUGAAAGGAGAGGGAGGCAACGGCAGAAAAAAGACACGGGGGACUCAGCAAACGCAUACAGCACACAAUAUAGAGGCGGCAGGGGGGCAGAACGGGAGUCAGCACGGGAGUCAGCACCUAAUAACAGAUGGCACACAAUAACAUCAACCACUGUGCCAAGCGCUGCAGACAGGCAGAGGUGGAACAUUCAGGCCCAGAAAGUACAAAUCCAGACCAAGGUUUUGUUUCAACCAACCAAUUUAGCAUAGAGAGUCGCAAUCAAUGAGUACUCAAUUGGUUGGUUGAAAGAAAACCUUGGUCUGGAUUUGUACCUUAUGGACUUCAACUUCCCACCUCUGCAGAUAGGAAUACUGUUGUAAAGUUAAUAAUACAAUGUAUGUGCAUGACAGACAAUGUUAACCAUUCAGGGAAAAACAAUCACUGCAAGAAUCCUAGCUCUCCAAGUCGGAAUGAGGGAUACAGCGUACAGGAGUACACACAUAUUCAGAAUGGGAAUAUUUAUAUACUUUUGCUGCAUAUGUAAAGUAACGCAACAAAAUAUAAUUAAUGCCGGUGUAGAAUGACUCUACUUCUGUUGCUGCAUUUGCAUAUCUUACAUACUUAUAUUUGUAUGUGAACAUCUCCAAUAUACACAUUCAAUAAAAAUCUGAGUUUUCCA